This is a messenger RNA of Ailuropoda melanoleuca (giant panda), 809 nucleotides long. Its product is annotated as adhesion G protein-coupled receptor E2-like. Gene Ontology annotation, cellular component: membrane. The coding region runs from base 111 to 794 and encodes 227 amino acids. NCBI's taxonomy places the organism in Eukaryota, Metazoa, Chordata, Mammalia, Carnivora, Ursidae. The record is from RefSeq and is a predicted model, not a curated record. The transcript has 5 exons. Gene Ontology annotation, molecular function: calcium ion binding; G protein-coupled receptor activity.
GACCCACACUCAGAACAUCUGAUCACAUAUUCAGUGGCACCCAUACAAACCAAGCAGAAUGAGCCCUGGGGGUGCCCUGCUGAGCCAGGCGUUAAUUCUUUUGAGGCUGGAUGGGAAAAGACCUGGGGGGUUCCGGGGAAGGAGCUGGGGUACCGAGGAGCAGGCUCCUUGGAGACUCCAGGCAGCAGCUAAUUACUACCUGGGACAAAGAUGUGGACGAGUGCAGCUCCGGGCCGCCUAGGUGCCAUAACUCCACUGUCUGCAUCAACACCGUGGGCUCAUACAAGUGCCGCUGCCCCCGGGGCUGGGAGCCCAAACCCGGAUUCCAGGAUAAGCAGCCCAACACCAUCUGUGAAGAGAUGUCCUUCCCCACCUGGACCCCACCCCCUGGAAUCCAGAGCCAGAGCAUGUCCCACUUCUUUGAAAAAGUCCAAGAUCUGCGCCGAGACUUCAAGCCAGCCUUGGCUCAGCGCACCAUCCAGGACCUCAUACAGGGGGUAGAUGAGCUGCUGGUGACCCCUGAGGACCUGGAGGACUUGCCCCCCUCAGAGCAGCACUGUGUGGCCACUAACCUGCUCGUUGGCCUGGAAGAUGUCCUGAGAAAUAUUAGCCAGGCUCUGCCCAAUGGGACACCGACCUUCAAAGCACCUGCAGGCACUGGUCAGUACGGGGUGUGCCCCAGGCUCUGCUCUGCCUGUUCCCACUUCCUUUGUUUCCCAGCCUCCCUGGCGUGCCUGACCAUGCUUGUAUCUCAGUGUUGCACUCAUAAACCAGUUAAGAGAUUAUAUGAAUAAAACUGUAAAUCUUAC